GAUCACGUGACACAGGCAGGAAGUGCCUUUACUCCAAAUUCAAAACGCUUUGUUUCUUUUUUUGCAGAUGAAGGUGAGCGCUGCGAAUUAAUGCACUCAAAAUGCGAAGUCAAUAAAGUUCGCGGAUUAAAACAGCAAACCUCUUGGAAUAACCCCACACACUAAAAUUUGAUUGGCUACUUUUUUUAAAUUGUCAUAAAACUGGCCAAUUGAGUGAGAGGUGCAGACCAGCCAGGCCACCAAACUUCAAUCUCAACUCAGUUGUUGCUAAUCGUGAUUAGGGCUACUUGGAAGCAGACAUCAACAAUGGCAGCGUGGAACGCAUUCUUCCGGAAUGAGGAGGAAGAUGAAGCACAGGAGGAAGGAGAGCAACCAGAAGGAUUUUACAAGGUUUUGGGGAGAGACAGCUUAGUUUUCUUGGUGGACGCCUCCAAAGAGAUGUUUAUCAAAGGGGAAGAUGGGCAGCCAUCUAAUUUUGACAUGACGAUGCAAGUCGUGCGCAGUGUGUACACCAGAAAGAUCAUCAGCAGUCCCCGGGACCUUAUGGCGUUGGUGUUCUACAGCACUAAGCAGAGCAAAGACCCCACUAACUCUUUUAAGCAUGUCUAUGUCUACCACAGCCUCAGUGAACCAGGUGCAAAGCGAGUGCAGGAAGUGGAUGCACUCCGGGGGGAAAAUGGCGCCCGGAUAGCAGCAGAGACCAUGGGCAGUGGCGAGACAUUAUUAUCUGACGCCCUGUGGUGCUGUGCCAACCUGUACCGAGACUGCAAGCUACGCCUUGGACACAAACGCCUCCUAAUCUUUACAUGCAGGGACCAACCACACGGAGGUGACAGUGCCAAAGAUCGACAGGCUCGCACCAAAGCCAGUGAUCUCAAAGAGACUGGCGUCUUCGUAGAUCUAAUGCACUUGAUGAAACCAGGCGGCUUCGACGUCUCUAUCUUCUAUUGUGACGUUGUGAGUCCACCAGAGGAUGAGAGUGAAUUAGGGCUCCAGACAGAGCCAUGCACAAAACUUGAAGACCUCCAGAAGAGAGUGCGAGCCAAGGAGCGUAAAAAGAGGACAAUGGCAAGACUUAAUCUGUGUUUGGGCGAGGGCAUAAACAUAGCAGUGGGAAUGUACACCAAUGCUGUGACAGUUCGGAAAUCAGCCCCCAUUAGGCUGUACAGGGAAAGCAAUGAGACGGUCCGCAGCAAAACGCGCACCUUCCAUACUCAAACAGGAAGCCUGCUCCUCCCCAGUGAGAUAAAGAAAGCACAGGUGUAUGGCAAAAAGCAGAUAGUGAUGGAGAAGGAUGAAGUGGACGCCAUCAAGAAGUUUGAUGACCCUGGUUUGUUUCUAAUUGGAUUCAAACCGAUGGAAAGUCUCAAGUUGCACCACCAUAUUCGCCCCUCUGUCUUUCUCUAUCCUGAAGAGGGUGAAGUGAAAGGAAGCUCCUGUCUGUUCUCCGCGCUAAUGACUAAGUGCAUCGAGAGGAAUGUAUUUGCUUUGUGCCGAUGCAUUUCCCGCCGAAACUACCCACCACGAUUUGUUGCCUUGGUGGCCCAGAAAGAGGAGGUAGACGAUGGGAAGGUACAGAUCACGCCACCAGGUUUUAAUGUCAUCUUCCUGCCUUAUGCUGAUGACGUGCGAAGUCUGGAUCCCCCACAGUUGCCGUGUGCUUCGCCAGUGCAGGUGGACAAGAUGAAGGAAAUUGUCUCUAAGCUGCGCUUCAAAUACAGGGCUGAAGCUUUUGAGAAUCCAGUCAUCCAGCAGCACUACAGGAACUUGGAGGCCUUGGCUCUGGAUAUGAUGGCUCCAGAUGACAUGGAGGACCUCAUCAUGCCAAAGGUGGACCAGAUUGACCAUCGUCUGGGUCCUCUUGUCCAGGAUUUUAAAGAUCUGGUCUACCCUGCAGACUACAACCCGGACAGCAAACCAGCUGCCAAACGCAAAACAGCGGAUACUGGCGGUACAACACAGAAGAAACCUAAAGUGGAGGUAACGGAAGAUGAGCUCAGGGUCUCCGUUCAGAAAGGCACCCUGGGGAAGAUGACGGUGGCUGUGCUCAAAGAAGCCUGUAAGCAGUUUGGCAUUCGCACCACUGGCACUAAGAAACAAGAGCUAAUAGAUGCUCUGACUGCCAAACUGGACUCAUAGUGCCUCAGUGUGCUCCGUUCAUGCCCUAAACUGUACAUGAAGGUGGUUUGGAACAUAGAAUGUAGAUGUUUUUUGUAAAUUACUAUUACAGCCUUUUACUGUUGAGGGGAUGACAUAGAAAGUUUUACUAUUUCUUGCAAAGAUGUAAAAAUAAUUUACUUCACACCAGGGGUGUCCAAACAUUUUGCCACCCAGGCUGCAUGAAGAAAAAUGUAAGGAUGCGGGGACCAAGUUGAUUUUUUUCACCUUUUUGUUAAUUACACAUGCUAUUACCUAAUUCUAAUGGAUAAUGCUUUAGCAGAUUAUUUGCGCUACCUGUCAUACAUAUGAAAUAAAGCUAGCAAUUUACAUCCAUCCAUCCAUUUUCUAUCGCUUGUCCCUUUUUGGGGUCACAGGGGGUAGCUGGAGCCUAUCUCAGCUGCAUUCGGGCGGUAGGGGAGGAACACCCUGGACAAGUCGCCACUUCAUCGCAGGGCCAGAUUGGCACAUUCAUAACUGUAAUACAUAAAUAAGACUCAAUUUACAAUUAAUUAGGCCAAAAUAUGUACAAUAUGCUGUAAAAAUAAUAUGUGGUAAAGCCGCAAUAUUUGAAGCACGAUGUGAAGAGGGACCCAAAAAAUGUACAGUCUUUGGCAAAUAAACAACUUAAUGGUCCUUUUUUGCCACACAAAACCAAAUAAAUUAUUAUUUCUUGCGGCUUUGAUAACUUGCAUGUAAUAAUACUUAUUAUAAAUAAUAAUCAUGUGUGUCAUCUUUUUUUGUUUUUGUUUUUUCAUACAAAAACCACAAUUUAUUUAUUUUUUUAACUACAAUAUGUAGCCUAAACCUACUUUUGUGAUGUUCUGAAGUAAGACCAUAUUCAAUUUUAUUUUUAAAAUAUGAUCUGCGGGCCGCACUUUGGACACCCCUGCUUUAUGUGUUUAACCCAGCGCUUAUGUCAAACCCCAUAGUCAGGCACAAUGCUGAAAAAUAUCAAAAACAACUUUUUUUGCAAAAAUAAAACUUUGUAAAGCA
Nerophis ophidion (straightnose pipefish) is the source of this 3153-nucleotide messenger RNA. It is a transcript of the gene xrcc6, whose product is annotated as X-ray repair complementing defective repair in Chinese hamster cells 6. The coding region runs from base 307 to 2139 and encodes 610 amino acids. Gene Ontology annotation, cellular component: Ku70:Ku80 complex; nucleus. Gene Ontology annotation, molecular function: damaged DNA binding; telomeric repeat DNA binding; DNA helicase activity. Gene Ontology annotation, biological process: cellular response to X-ray; cellular response to gamma radiation; telomere maintenance. The record is from RefSeq and is a predicted model, not a curated record. Lineage: Eukaryota; Metazoa; Chordata; Actinopteri; Syngnathiformes; Syngnathidae. The transcript is spliced from 13 exons.